Closterium sp. NIES-65 is the source of this 1956-nucleotide messenger RNA. NCBI's taxonomy places the organism in Eukaryota, Viridiplantae, Streptophyta, Zygnematophyceae, Desmidiales, Closteriaceae. The record is from the annotation of a GenBank genome assembly.
AUGGACGUGGACAUGGACGUGGACGUGGACGUGACGUGGACGUGGACGUGGACGUAUGGACGUGGACGUGGACGUGGACGUGGACGUGUGGGACGUGGACGUGGACUGGACGUGGACGUGGACGUGGACGUGGACGUGGACGUGGACGUGGACGUGGACGUGGACGUGGACGUGGACGUGGACGUGGACGUGACGUUGGACGUGGACGUGGACGUGGACGUGGACGUGGACGUGGACGUGGACGUGGACGUGGACGUGGACGUGGACGUGGACGUGGACGUGGACGUGGACAUGGACGUGGACGUGGACGUGGACGUGGACGUGGACGUGACGUGGACAUGGACGUGGACGUGGACGUGGACGUGGACUGUGGACGUGGACGUGGACGUGGACGUGGACGUGGACGUGGACGUGGACGUGGACGUGGACGUGGACGUGGACGUGGACGUGGACGUGGACAUGGACGUGGACGUGGACGUGGACAUGGACGUGGACGUGGACGUGGAGGACUUGGACGUGGACGUGGACGUGGACGUGGACGUGGACGUGGACGUGGACGUGGACGUGGACGUGGACGUGGACGUGGACAUGGACGUGGACGUGGACGUGGACGUGGACAUGGACGUGACAUGGACGUGGACGUGGACAUGGGACGUGGACGUGGACGUGGACGUGGACGUGGACGUGGACGUGGACGUGGACGUGGACGUGGACGUGGGACUGGACGUGGACUGGACGUGGACGUGGACGUGGACGUGGACGGACUGGACGUGGACGUGGACGUGGACGUGGACGGACGUGGACGUGGACGUGGACAUGGACGGACGUGGACGUGGACAUGGACGUGGACUGGACGUGGACGUGGACGUGGACGUGGACGUGGACGUGGACGUGGACGUGGACAUGGACGUGGACGUGGACGUGGACGUGGACGUGGACGUGGACGUGGACGUGGACGUGGACGUGGACGUGGACGUGGACGUGGACAUGGACGUGACGUGGACGUGGACGUGGAAUGGACGUGGACGUGGACGACGUGGACGUGGACGUGGACGUGGACGUGGACGUGGACGUGGACGUGGACGUGGACUGGACGUGGACGUGGACGUGGACGUGGACGUGGACGUGGACGUGGACGUGGACGUGGACGUGGACGUGGACGUGGACGUGGACGUGGACGUGGACGUGGACGUGGAUGACGUGGACGUGGACGUGGACGUGGACGUGGACGUGGACAUGGACGUGGACGUGGACGUGGACGUGGACUCGUGGACGUGGACGUGGACGUGCGUGGACGUGACGUGGACGUGGACCGUGGACGUGGACGUGGACGUGGACGUGGACGUGGACGUGGACGUGGACGUGGACGUGGACGUGACGUGGACGUGGACGUGGACUGGACGUGGACUUGGACGACGUGGACGUGGACGUGGACAUGGAUGUGGACGUGACGUGGACGUGGACGUGGACGUGGACGUGGACGUGGACGUGGACGUGGACGUGGACGUGACGUGGACGUGGACGUGGACGUGGACGUGGACGUGGACGUGGACGUGGACCGUGGACGUGGACGUGGACGUGGACGUGGACGUGGACGUGGACGUGGACGUGGACGUGGACGUGGACGUGGACGUGGACGUGGACGUGGACGUGGACGUGACGUGGACGUGGACGUGGACGUGGACGUGGACGUGGACUGGUGGACGUGGACGUGGACGUGGACGUGGACGUGGACGUGGACGUGGACGUGGACGUGGACAUGGACGUGGACUGGACGUGGACGUGGACGUGGACGUGGACGUGGGACGUGGACGUGGACAUGGACGUGGACGUGGACGUGGACGUGGACGUGGACGUGGACAUGGACGUGGACGUGGACGUGGACGUGGACGUGGGACGUGGACGUGGACGUGGACGUGGACGUGGACGUGGACGUGGACGUGGACGUGGACGUGA